Molecule: messenger RNA, 2645 nt
Organism: Ambispora leptoticha
Lineage: Eukaryota; Fungi; Glomeromycota; Glomeromycetes; Archaeosporales; Ambisporaceae
Source: the annotation of a GenBank genome assembly
AUGUCUGCAGCAGACCAAGAAAUUCCAGAUUUUGCUUUUGAAACUCCCCCAGAAGAAAAAGAGGCCAAUGCAAAUAUAAAUGGGGUAAAAGACGCUCCACUGACUACAAAAAACAUUCAAACACUUAAAACGCAAAUAAUUGAAAUAGACCAGUUAUUUAGUUUAUUUGCACUGAAGGAAUCAGAAAUAACACAGAAAAAUCAAGAGAUAAUACAAAAAGAUCAAGAAAUAAUAAAAAAAAAUCAAGAUAUUGCGUCUUUGCGUGCGGGCUUGACGAAAUUACGAGACCAAGUUUCAAUUCCUGUGCAGGAAUGUGAACGACUUCGAAAGGAAGUAAAAAGUUUGAACAUUCAAUUGGAAGAAAAAGAGACGCGAUUGAAAGAACAGGGAAAAAUAAUAGGCGAUGCGCAGCGAGUACGAAGCGAUAAUCAAAAUUUUAUGAAUCGCAUUAGAUCAUUGGAGGCGUUGAAAUCACAGCUGGAAUUUAAAAUACAAGAGAACGAAAAUAAUGCCUCAAGUAAUGACCAAAUAAAAAAAGAGCUUCAAAAAUUUAAAAAGGAGUUUGUAAAGAAGGAAGAGAAGUGUAAUAAAUUUAAUACGGAAAGAUUAGCACUUGAAGAGCGGAUAAAGCAGAUCGAGGCCGAAAAAAAUCAACUCGAGGAAACGGUGAAAGUUCUCGAAAGUGAAGUCGAAAGGAGAAGAGAUGAAGAUUUAGAACGAGAACUGAACGAAGGUCUGAGGCAAGAAUCUCUUGCAGAGAAGGACAGCAAGAUAGCAGAUCUCGAUGAAGAAUUAAAAAGAUUACGUAAUGAGAUGAAAAGUUUCAAUCAAAUACGCAGCGAGUGUGAAAAACUCCGAUGUGAGAAUCAUUCAUUAAAGGCAUCGGAAAAAUCUCAAACAAACGAUGAUCAGCAGAACGAAAUACUAAAAUUGCAAAGAGAACUUGCUGAGUUAAAGAGCAUUCGACAAAAUAAUCAUAAUAUUGAGCAACAGUUAAAGACGGCAAAUGAAGAGAUCGAAAAGUUACGUCAGAUGCUUCGAGAUAGACCAAAAGAAACUUUAGACAUUCAUCCUAACGCCUCAAACCAAUUUUUAUUGGCUAUGCAAGAAUUAAAUGCUUCGAAAAAAACCAUUGAAAAUUUGGAAAAAGUAAAGAUAGCCUUACAAGACUUGGUAACAACGCAACAAAUCCAAAUAAUGGAUCUUCGCGAUUCAAAACAAGCUGUUAUGCCAACGGUUUCUGUUCUUUCUUCAAAUGUAAUACAAAAAAUCCCUAAUAAAGAUCCGUUGACUUCCACACAUUCUAAUCCUGAUCUUACUAGUACAGUUCUUCCUAUAUUAGAGGAGCCAAGAAAAAGACGUAAAAAUUCUGAACACAAAUUAGGUGACAAUAAUACAUUUGUUCUUAUGAAACCAGAUCCUAAAAAGAGAAAAGUGUCCAGACAAGGAACAACUCCCUCGAUAUCCAAUUCCAAUGUGGUUAUAAACAAAAAACUCCAAGAGCUCGCUGAAAAUUCUGAGAGCAUCUUCCAUUCGAUAAAAUCCUUACAAUCUUUUGCUUUUGAACAAAAUGAAACUCUUAUUCAAGCGAUCGAUCAAAACAUUAAAUUAUUACGUACGCCACACAACUUGAAACCGGUCGGUGAAACGGAUCAGGUAAAAAAUAUCGUUGACUUAAAAGGGCGGAGUAUACCAAUACCGGUGGUUUUGCCGAAACGUGAAGCUGUUCUCGUCUUGUUUCUUUGGUAUAUGUCUCGGGAGUUUCCAGAUAGUAUUAUAAUCGAAAAAUUUCUGAAAUACACAUUUAAACAAAUUGUUUUAUCGAAAAAUAAAUCAAACGAUUUGGGGAUAGCAUGUCGACUUUGUCGAAUUUUCGCGGCACUUUGUCGCAUCUCGCGUGAUGUAUAUCGACCAAGAACUUUGUGUUUUGAUCUUAUUCGAGAAAUACAUAAGAUCGAUUACGUGGUAAAAAUAGUAGAAAAUAUCGCAAAAAUAUGGCCACAAGUGCUACACAGUGAUAUAUCAUCGAACUCGCAAGUUGUGACAAUUUUAGGUAUAAUGGAAUCGAUUAUUGCAAACAACGUUAAAGACCCGAGUUUAUACACCACUUUCGUGAGAUACUGUUCAUGGAACCAGCUCGACAACACUCUAUCCCUUCAAGCCAGACUUCAAGCAUUAUCCGAACUUAUUCAAUCAUCAGAGUUUCAAAUAAAAUGUAGAACAGAAGCGGACAAUGCUCAAUUCCAAGAAUACCGCUAUAACCUUAUUAAAUCUUUUGAGCUGGUCGCAUGCUGGAGUCCAUGGCCCGAAUUUUAUGAAAAUGUUGUUUGCGGUGUUUUACUUCCUUUGGUGGAUAACGAAGAUCUCGCAGGUAUUCCGAUCGAAAUAUUAGGCGAGGUGUGCCGAAAAGGAAUAUUAGAUGCUAAAAAGAAGAAAGAAGUAUCGGAAGUGGCUGCUCGUCUUUGUCAAAAUCUUGCACUGCAAAGUGAAGCUUCAUUAAUACAAAAAGCUCGCUAUGCAAGUGUCAUACUUAAUCUUGCAGAAGGUGAUCUCGAAUUUGUUGAUGCAGUCUUCCGAUGGCAUUCUUCAUUAGAAGUAAAAAAUGGACUGCCGAGUGUGCUUGUCGAGCAAUUGAAGUUUUUGCA